AUGUCGUCCUCGUCCGAGACAUCCCCUCUGCUCGAACGAUCUAGCAGCCCUGAGAUCGAUCAUCUACCAGACCCCAACGGUGUCAACGGUGUCGAGGAAGAUCGUGUUCCUAUCUUUCUCCGAACAGCACAUUCACCAUGGCCAUAUCUGAUGCAGAAUUUCUCCAGCAUCACCCUCUUCAUGAUGACUCUUUAUCAGUGCAUGGUGUUCGGCUGGACGUUUAUGCACUUUCACUACCCCAACGGUGGCCAGGGCUACUCCGGUAUCAAGGCCAAGCUUCUGAAUGCUGCAGCACCCCCGGAGCAACGACCGAACUCGCCCAAAAGUCUGUUCUUCAGUCUCUUUUUUACCAUUUCGCAUGUUGCUGCUUUCAUGAACACGUUCAUAUACGUGACUGUCUUGGCACCAUAUGGUCACGGGAUUGGGAAAAAUGAGAAGCAGUCCGAGGGCUCCUCCCCUGGUGACAAAGAUAAGCCAGGCAACGGCAAUAAUGGAAAUAAUGAUGGUCACAGGGUCAUUGUGAUCGACGACAACAUGCUCAGGAAUCUUGCCUUGAUUUCCCUGUUCGUUCUACCUUCGGUGGUCGCCUUACUCGAGAUUCUCUUCCUCAACAGCAUCAAACCACAAAUCCCACUCUCGACUCACAUCCAGGCCGUAAAUCUGUUCGCGAUGGUUUACCUCGUUUGGGCAUAUAUUGGAAUGUCUAUUACCGGCCAUGAUCCUUUCUUAGUCUUCGACCCACCGAGGCUGGCAUCCAACACCGUGUUAGCGGUCUCUAGUUUUGCUGGUCUUGCUUCUGGCAUGUUCUCAGUCAUGCAUGCCCUCAUCAGCUUCCGCGAGGCAAUCAUCAAGAAGCUUCGAUACUAGGCCAGGCCAAACUUGUCGUCAACAAAGACUCGCUGCAUUCCCCGUCUGCCAAGCUUUUGCAGAACUAUAGCUAACCGCGAACCCGAGAGAGAGUGUGUGUGUGUGCGUGCGUGUGGAGUUGUUGACAGAACAUUGGUGAGAUAAGGUUGGGCACGUCAACACAAUCAUUUGAAUUGACAAGACUGCAAUGAGUUGAACACAUGACACAUGGAAACUCAGAUUGGUGUUGUACUGUUGUUGUUUUUAGAUUACUGUCUGCCCAAGCAUAAUUUGAGGUACGUGGUGGGCGGUCAGAAGACUAUGACGCACUUGGCUUGCAAGACAACAGAACAUGUCUAUGAUAUCAAGUCAAACCCACAAAUUCGAAGAUAAGCAGUUGUAAACCAUGAGAGAACGAAGGGAAGGAAACCCGAUUGAAUGUACUUCUAAACUAAAUUAGUUUGGUGCAAUCACAUAUUUACCUUGGACGAAGUGCGUGGACUGUAUUUGUUAACUGUUCAGUAAUUGAUGGCAAACCUGUUUCUACAAGACCUUUACACUGCCACUGCAACUAUUUACAUAGGUGACAGUGGGACGUGGGC
Messenger RNA from Pyricularia oryzae 70-15, 1448 nucleotides. RefSeq lists its product as uncharacterized. The record is from RefSeq and is a predicted model, not a curated record. Lineage: Eukaryota; Fungi; Ascomycota; Sordariomycetes; Magnaporthales; Pyriculariaceae. The transcript is spliced from 5 exons. The coding region runs from base 1 to 867 and encodes 288 amino acids.